ACAGGAGGAUGCUGAGCUGCAUCAUUCUGUGAGGAGAGAGAGGAGCUGCUCCCUGCGCACACCGGAGAGGACCAGGAGCCCCAAAACAUCACUGCAACCCGCCCGAGCGCAGCUCUUCAUCGGCAAACAUGUCAGCUGGAGGAGAUCUGGGGAACCCUCUGAGGAAAUUCAAGCUGGUCUUUUUAGGAGAGCAGAGCGUGGGGAAAACAUCUCUGAUUACUAGAUUCAUGUACGACAGUUUUGACAACACGUAUCAGGCCACCAUAGGAAUCGAUUUUCUAUCAAAGACGAUGUAUCUGGAGGACCGAACAGUCAGGCUGCAGCUGUGGGACACUGCAGGACAGGAGCGUUUCAGGAGCCUCAUCCCCAGCUACAUACGGGACUCUACAGUUGCCGUAGUUGUUUAUGACAUCACAAAUGUGAACUCGUUCCAGCAGACCUGCAAAUGGAUUGAUGAUGUCAGGACAGAGAGAGGAAGUGAUGUCAUCAUCAUGCUAGUAGGGAACAAGACAGACCUGGAAGAGAAGAGGCAAAUCACGAUCGAGGAAGGUGAGCAGAGAGCCAAAGAACUGAACGUCAUGUUCAUCGAGACGAGUGCCAAGACGGGCUGCAAUGUCAAACAGCUGUUUCGUCGUGUUGCAGCAGCCUUACCCGGAAUGGAAAGCCUGGAUGAUGCAAAUCCUGAAGGCAUGAUUGACAUCAAGCUGGACAAACCAGCCGAGCCUACCAUCCCAGAGGGCGGGUGCUCAUGUUAAUGCAGAGCUGCUAUUGGACGGCUCCCUCCACACCAUAGGCUUGUUGUGUUGCUUACUACUGGUUAGCUUCCAGUUGACUUUUCUAAUUGGAUAGAGGAUGUGGGCCUUGUAUCUGAUUGGAUAAAUCAAAUGUUAUCUUUCAGUCUUGUUCAGUUGUAAAAUAUUGUAUACUUUGUCAAUAUGUAAGUGACUGGAGGGGAAAAGGAAAAAACAACAACAACAGAGACAUGAAACAAUAAAACAGUUUUGGGAAAUGAAAGUCAGAAUGAGGGGAAAAAGCAACCAAAUUCUUUUCGCUGUUAUGUUUUGUAUUUUUUAUAUAUAAAAAGGGAAAGCACCAAAAAUGAUGCCUAAACAGGAAAAGGAGGAGAAGUGGGGUCGGCCAUUGUUUCAAGAUGGCUGAGCACAUCUGAAUGUCUGCAGCACGCAUGCACGCUGAUCUGAUCUUUGACCUUUGACCUGCCCUCCAGGGUUUCCCCACGCUGGAAGGUGGUUGGCCGUUUUAGAAUGUUUUAUAGCAUCUCUCUAUAGCAUCUCAUGACGAAUGUAUCUCAUUUGAGUCGACGUCCAGUAGGUUCACCUAACAGUAGCUGUGAAAACGUUGCACUCUAUCUCUCUAUGGGUUUAACUUUUAUAGAACAAACUGUACUGUGGUUAUAAAAAGAAGUAAUGAUAAUAAUAAUAAUAAAAAAGACAACUUACUACCACAACUCCCCCUCCCUCCAACCAUUCUUCUCCUUUCCUCCCUCUAGCCCUCUAUCCUUCCGGUCUUCCCAUCCCUACAUCCCAGUAAUACACAUAUAACGAUCCACUGUAAUGCACUGCACUGUAUAUAAUGAUGUAAUAUGUAUGUUGUGAACGUCCCUCUGUAGAAGUGGUCCUUGUUCACCAGUAUGAAUAAUGUAAUAAUGUUUAAUGAUUAAUAAAUUACAGAUUAAAGGGC
This is a messenger RNA of Thalassophryne amazonica, 1698 nucleotides long. RefSeq names its product RAB6B, member RAS oncogene family b (gene rab6bb). The coding region runs from base 129 to 755 and encodes 208 amino acids. The record is from RefSeq and is a predicted model, not a curated record. The transcript is spliced from 8 exons. Gene Ontology annotation, molecular function: GTP binding; GTPase activity. NCBI's taxonomy places the organism in Eukaryota, Metazoa, Chordata, Actinopteri, Batrachoidiformes, Batrachoididae.